AUGGAUUACAAUGCUUAUGGUAUAAAAGUAGCUAUGAAUGAAGUUCUUCUUGUACAAGCUCAAAACGCCAAAAACCCGCCGACAUUUUUUAUUCAAUUUGCACCUUACAAUAAUACACAAACAUCAUUGCAAUGUUCCAUUAACUAUCCUGAUAUAUUAGAAAAUUAUAUUUAUUCGGUUGCUGUCGGAAAGAAUCCGAAUCGAAAUCAAACACAAUUUUUCUUUGCUGGCGAAUCGAUCAACAGUAGUAAGAGAGGAUUCAUUGGCGUAGCAAAGCACGAUCAGACAAAUUUUGUUUCGAAUGUAUCGAACUUGUGUGCCAUGAGUUUCUCUUACUCUCGUCAAUAUAUAGUCAACUAUGAACAUCAAGAAUACUAUGUUAUUGGAGUUGAACCUCAAGGUCGUUUUGCCUAUGGAUUUUCAAAUAAAUUUGUUUUUAUAUUUGAUUCCAAAAAUGGCUCAACUUUAGCAUCAUGGCAUGGCAACUUGACAUGGCCGAAUAGUUCUUUUAUGCCACAUGCUGUUGAUAUUAGUAACAAUUUUGGCGUUAUUGUAGGUUUCAUUCAGAAUGACCCCCAAAAAAGAGUCCAAUACAGUCCUAUCAUCUAUCUUCUCAAUUUUCUUCCAUCAAAUCGUCAUCCAAUUGUUGUUAACCACUAUAUACCAUUCGCUACUAGUGGUACAUGGCAAGAUUUAUUGAGCAAUUCAGAUGCAGACACCUAUUCAGCAAAAUAUGAUAUGUCAAUUAGUAUUAAUCGUUAUGGUGAUGUAUUAGUUGGCAUGCAACAUAUCAAUCGAGUUUUCUUAUUUUCAGUUAAUAUUUCCAAUCCGAUACAAUUGACUUAUAUAAGUAGGAAUACCAACGGUCGAUCGUUGGGGAAUGGAAAAAGCGUAGCCUGGUUAGAUAAUGGAAAUAUGGCUGCUAUACUUGUCAAUACCUAUUCACUCAGUUAUCAGUGGUUAUCUUCUCAAAUCUAUUUCUAUGACAUGCAAUCGAGCAUUUAUAACUCGAACAGUACUCCACUAUCAAUUUUCCCUAAUUAUCAUCAAUUGUUGCCGGAAAAUUUUAGUCCUAUAUUUUUGAAUAUGAUUUCAUCAUCAAUUUCACUAACUUUAAUGGACUCUAGUGGCAAUUUGUUAAUAUUCAAUCCCACACCUCCAGGCUUCUAUCCAUCAAUACCAGCUACGGGAUCAGUACCAUUCAUUACAUUCCCAGAAUCUUGUCCGCUAGGUAUGUACAAGAACCAAACUGGCAUUAAUGAUUGUAUUCUUUGCCCAACUGGUACAAAAAAUUCGGGCAAUGCUACUGUUCAAUGUACUCCAUGUGCAUCAGGCGCAUUUUGUCCGCUUGGUUCAGUGAGUGAAACAUCUCAAUCGGCAUUGAAAAUCAUCGAACAAGUUAUUGCCUAUCCAAAAUCAUCCGACACUACUAUAUUUGAUGAAAUUUUAAUUCAAAAUAUGUUUCAUAUUGGAUCAGGUCAUUGUCUGUUGAUAUCACCCUUAUUUUGGACAUUGAUUGUAGCCGGUCUAGCUAUUCUGGUUGUGAUAAGCAUGGGAAUACUUAAAUUUUUCAUUAGACAUCACACAUGUACGCAAAUAAGAAAACGUGUUCAAUGGAUAUUUAAAAAAACAGAUUUAAUUGGAGAAGGUGAAUUAUGGGUGGGUGGUUUGAUAUCAUUUUCUGUUGUAGUUCUCGUUAGUUUUGCUUAUGCGUUUAGUAAUGCCUAUCUCAAGCAGUAUCCCAUUGAAUCUUCGACCGAUUUCUAUUUCGCUUGUCAUCGUUCGAUUCGUAAUGCUAAAUUUCAAACACAUCUUCAAACAUUGGCUGUACCGCCACCAGAAACUGAGCCGGAAAGAUGUUUGAUUUAUUAA
This is a messenger RNA of Rotaria sp. Silwood1, 1872 nucleotides long. Lineage: Eukaryota; Metazoa; Rotifera; Eurotatoria; Philodinida; Philodinidae. The record is from the annotation of a GenBank genome assembly.